AUGCCCCUAACCUGGACCCUCGGCCUCCAAGAGACACAGGACCCCGAGCAGCGGUCCAUGGACCUUAUAGACCAAUCCUUCUAUCUCGGCCUGCCACAGAACGUCAGCCUUAGCAACACCACCGCGUUCGGCGCAUGUGCUCUGUUCUUCACAGACCUGACUGCCAUGCUCAAGUUCAAGUUCGUAGACCCAGAGCAUGGCACAUGCCAGGAUGUAAUGGGUGCAGACUGCGUUCAGGAUUUGAUAUCCCUAGCCAAGCAGGAGGUGAGCCCGGACAGCUCUAUGUCGAAGAACCAGACCCUCGAUACAGAGGGGUUCUGUCACGAUCUUGCUGAGAGUAUCCAUGUGGAUGUCCUGACCGGCCCCUCCGCCUCCCUGCCCAUCGCAGACUUACGCUCCUGUCGUCCCACCACCGGGAAGAACUACAGCGUCUCCCUGGUAGAAAGCUACCGGUCCGCGGUCCCGUACGGAACGCCGGAAUUAAGCUUAACGCUGCAUGGUGUGACUCCUGUGAUGACGGUGUUUUACCCCAACUCGUCGUCGUCACAGCAAGCUAUGCCGGUUGAAAUCCACUUGACGUGCUUGACAGUUGCGGGACUGAAUUAUUCAAGCACAUUUGCGAACUCGGUCGAGGCGACUGGGGUUCGGGCAGUGAAUUUGUGGAGUUCUGUCGGCCUGGGGUUGAUGUCUGCGAUGUUCUUAUGGUUUUAG
Aspergillus viridinutans is the source of this 711-nucleotide messenger RNA. RefSeq lists its product as uncharacterized. The coding region runs from base 1 to 711 and encodes 236 amino acids. NCBI's taxonomy places the organism in Eukaryota, Fungi, Ascomycota, Eurotiomycetes, Eurotiales, Aspergillaceae. The transcript has 3 exons. The record is from RefSeq and is a predicted model, not a curated record.